Populus nigra (black poplar) is the source of this 1937-nucleotide messenger RNA. RefSeq names its product allene oxide synthase 1, chloroplastic-like. The transcript has a single exon. Gene Ontology annotation, cellular component: chloroplast envelope; chloroplast thylakoid membrane. Gene Ontology annotation, molecular function: heme binding; iron ion binding; monooxygenase activity. Gene Ontology annotation, biological process: sterol metabolic process; jasmonic acid biosynthetic process. The coding region runs from base 120 to 1700 and encodes 526 amino acids. The record is from RefSeq and is a predicted model, not a curated record. Lineage: Eukaryota; Viridiplantae; Streptophyta; Magnoliopsida; Malpighiales; Salicaceae.
AAGACUCGGCACUCCACUUGCUCCCCACACCCCAUUUUUCUCAACAAUACUCCCUGUCUCCCACCAUAUCCUUUCCAGCUUGCACAACAAUAGGCAGGUAGAUUAGCCAAAGCACAAACAUGGCUUCAUCUUCUCUAGCUUUUCCAACCCUUCAACCCCAAUUCCAGUCACUAAAAAAUAAAUCUACUUUCAAGCCCUCAGCUCGUAGCCUGUCCUUCCGGACCAUCAGAGCAUCAGUAUCAGAAAAACCAUCAGUUUCGGCUCCAGGUGUUACUGUUUCACCACCUGAAAACACCAAACUCCCGAUCCGUAAAAUCCCUGGUGAUUAUGGCCUUCCUCUUGUCGGUCCCUUUAAGGAUCGUAUGGAUUAUUUUUAUAACCAGGGCAGAGACAAUUUCUUCAAAUCCAAAGUUCUGAAAUACGGAUCAACGGUGUUUAGAGCCAACAUGGGACCAGGUCCUUUGAUUGCUCCAAAUCCACAGGUUGUGGUUUUACUUGACGGCAAGAGCUUUCCGGUUCUAUUUGACGUGACAAAAGUUGAAAAGAAAGACCUUUUUACAGGUACUUACAUGCCUUCAACAGAACUCACUGGUGGCUAUCGAAUUCUGUCCUAUCUCGAUCCAUCCGAGCCAAUGCACGCCAAAUUGAAGAAAUUCAUGUUCUAUCUCCUCAAGUCACGCCGUGAUCACGUAAUCCCUGAAUUCAAAGCCAGUUACACAGAACUCUUUACGAGUCUUGAAAAAGAUUUGGCUCUCAAAGGGAAAGCUAAUUUCGUUGCUGCUAAUGAUCAAGCAGCUUUUAACUUCUUGGCUCGGGCUUGGUUUGGUACUGAACCGGCACAGACCAGUCUUGGCCUUGACGGACCUGGUCUAGUUUCAAAAUGGGUGCUCUUUAACCUUGGUCCGGUCCUUUCUCUCGGUCUUCCAAAAUAUCUCGAAGAUCUUACAAUCCAUUCCUUCCGUCUACCACCAUCACUGAUUAAAAAAAACUACCAGCGCCUUUACGAUUUCUUCUAUGCUUCGUCAAGCUUCCUGCUCGAUGAAGCAGAGAAUUUAGGAAUUUCACGAGAGGAGGCAUGCCAUAAUCUUCUCUUCGCCACAUGCUUUAACUCGUUUGGUGGAAUGAAGAUUUUAUUUCCAAACAUGAUGAAAUGGCUAGGCCGUGCCGGGGCCAAACUUCACGCUCAGUUAGCCGAAGAGAUCAGAUCAGUUGUUCAAUCCAACGGUGGAAAUGUUACAAUGAGGGGUAUGGAACAGAUGCCGUUGAUGAAAUCAGCAGUCUAUGAAGCACUCCGGAUUGAACCACCAGUCCCUCUACAGUACGGUAAAGCAAAGCGUGAUCUGAUAAUUGAAAGCCACGAUGCUGCUUUCGAAGUCAAAGAAGGGGAGCUGUUAUUCGGGUUUCAACCAUUUGCUACUAAAGACCCGAAAAUAUUUACUCGGGCUGAAGAGUUUGUUGCUGACAGGUUUAUUGGGGAGGGAGAGGAGUUGUUGAAGCAUGUGCUGUGGUCUAAUGGGCCUGAGACAGAGAAGCCGACGUUGGGAAAUAAACAGUGUGCAGGGAAGGAUUUUGUUGUACUCGUGGCUAGGCUGCUUGUCGUGGAAUUCUUUUUAAGGUAUGAUUCUUUUGAGAUAGAGGUUGGCAAGUCAUCCUUGGGAGCUGCUGUGACGGUCACUUCAUUAAAGAGGGCAAGGUUUUAGAUAAUUAGAGAUUUUGGUUUCUUGUUGUGGGAAAAGUAUAACGUGGGUAGUGGGGAUGCCAAUGCCUGCUUUCAAGGGCAGUAGCUUUCUGUAAUGCAUAAUGGCAUUGAUAUCAUCAUGUUGGAGUCCUUUUCUUAGCUAAGUCGAUAGAAAAAACAAUGAUGAUACAGUACUCCAUUCUGUGAAUAAUGAAAUAAGAAGCAUGUUGCUAGAGUCGCAUCACUCUUUUUGAGAUAA